GCGAUAAGAUGUCACGACGCGCGGCUCGCGGGACCGGUGCCACCGCCCUUCGUACAUGUCGCGCCCAGCGCCCUCGGUAGGCCGGCCCUACGUUGCGGCGCGAUCGGAGCAACCGGAGCAACCGGAGCAACGAAGGCGGAGCGCAGCGUAGCGCAACGCGACGUAACAUUGCGACGCGACGCGACGCAACGGAACGUAAACGUAACGGCGAUGCCCAUCCUCGAGCACUACUGCGCAUAUCGUGUAAAUCGUGUCUAUUAGGCGGAGAGACUCCAGACAUCGGUCGUCCAUCGUCUCGCUACUCUCGCUAGUGUACGCGGUCGCGUGUGUGUGUGUGUGUGUGUGUGUACGUGUGCUGAGAUAUAUACAUAUAUCUCCCUCUAUGCAUACGUGUGUGCGUGUGUGUACGUGAUGGUUCUGAUUCGGGGCUCUGGUACGCGCUCGAUGGUCGAGCAUCGUCGCGCACACAUCGCCGCACCUACGACGUCGGGCGGCGCCGCGAGAUCGGCGAGCGACAUCGCCGCCCAUUAUUAACGACGACGCGAUCGUUGCGUUUCCUCCCAUCGUCGUCGUCGUCAUCUCCGCCGCCUCCGCCUCCGCGAGGAAGGCACGGUAGCGGUCGACGGAAGCGGCCGGCGGACGCUGUCUGACCAGCGGUGUGGUGUCUCAGUGAUCAAUGAACUCUGGUUGACGCGUGUCGAGGCGUGCUGGCAGCGGAGCGCCCCAGCGACGGCCCGGCGGACAUGAUGACAUAAUAUAAACAUAUUGAUUGUCCCUCUUAAGAAAAUACGCAUUAAACGAUUGCUCCGUGAGGCAGAACAAAUGACAGUAUGAUGAAUGAUAUAGACAGUUUUGGUAUGAAGGGCGCCGGCUCGAAAAUGCCUCACAGUCAUUCGACGCCGGCUGGUGUGGACGGAGGUAGUAGGACACCUCCCGCAACACCGCGAAAAGCUGGAAAGAUGCUGGCAGUUCGUGUACAGAUGUUGGAUGAUUCUAUCACGAUGUUUCAAGUGCAGGCUAAGGCACUGGGUAAAGUGUUGUUCGAGCAAGUUUGUAAGCAAUUGCAUCUUUUAGAAGCGGAUUAUUUUGGUCUUGAAUAUCAAGAACCAAAUUUCACAAAAUAUUGGUUGGAUUUGGAGAAGCCAGUGUGCAGACAAGUUGGUUUGUCUCUUAUUGAUCCGCUACUGAGGUUCUGUGUUAAAUUUUAUACGCCAGAUCCUGCACAGCUUGAAGAGGAGUUUACACGAUAUUUAUUCUGUCAACAAAUCAAACGGGAUUUAGCUCAAGGUUUACUGCAAUGCAAUGAUAACACAGCAGCAUUGAUGGCUAGUUAUAUUGUUCAAGCGGAAUGUGGGGAUUAUGUGAUAGAAGAUUAUCCAGAUCAUACAUAUUUAUCAACAUUCAAAUUUGUGCCUCAUCAGGAUCAAGAGUUAGAACGACGUAUUAUGGAGAAUCACAAGAAACAUGCGGGUCAAUCUCCUGCGGAGGCAGAUCUCAAUCUCUUAGAAACAGCUCGACGUUGCGAAUUGUAUGGAAUGAAAAUGCAUCCAGCUAAGGAUCAUGAAAAUGUUCCACUAAAUCUCGCAGUGGCGCAUAUGGGCAUUGUAGUCUUUCAAAAUUAUACUAAGAUAAAUACAUUUAGUUGGGCCAAAAUCAGAAAAAUCAGUUUCAAACGAAAACGUUUUUUAAUCAAAUUACAUCCCGAGGGUUAUGGGUAUUAUAAGGAUACAGUCGAAUUUUUCUUUGAGGGACGUAAUGAGUGUAAAAACUUUUGGAAAAAGUGUGUAGAAAACCAUGGCUUCUUCCGUUGCUCUGUAGUUAAGAGAGUCGUAAGGCAGAAAACUAGAGUGCUUAGCCGUGGAUCGUCGUUUAGGUAUAGCGGCAAAACCCAGAAACAAAUUGUUGAAUUUGUUCGAGAUAAUUACGUGAAGAGGCAGACAUUUCAAAGGUCCAAUUCGUUCCGGCAGACUAGCGGUGGUAGGGCAUUGCAGGGCUCGGAGGGGGGAGGCUAUCGUGGGGCCACUCCAAGCAGCUCCCUUAUGGGCAGCUCCAGCAUCUCUGCCCACCCCCUCCUGCCCCUCGGCGAUCCUGCCCUGGCAACCCCAGCUCUGUCUCUGUCAUGCGGUUCGAUGACACUGGAUUCUCCGACGACUGUGACGAGUGCCUCGAUGGGAGGGACGAUUCACCGUCGAGAAGACACAGCUACAUCGUUUCGGACGCUUACCUCUAUCGACGUCCAUUCGCCAGCCACCCCCAGCCAGGUCCCAGCACAGCGGCAGACACAUGCUACCAACCAGCAACGGAUUUCAUCAACAGGUCGUAUCAGCCCCUCUAACAGCAGUCCCCCAGAAUUCCCACCACCACGACCUCUGCCCAGAUACCCUUGGCAACGGUCGGCUAGUUGUCGCGAGUUGUACGCUUCUAGUUUCGAGGACUCCGGUAAGGCGCGGCCGCGGGACGACAAGGUUGCCGCAGACCUUCCGUUAGAUCCAUUUCAAUUAGCCUCCCAGGGUGAGCUAGAUAACCCCGUAACACGUUACGACGAGAGUAAUCGUUCGUAUAGCGCCGCUAGUUCGAAAUUACCUUCCCUAGAUCACGAUUCUGUCCCCGAGCGUGUCUACAGCAGUUCCUACCCGGGAACGUCGUCGUUGUCUACCGAAUCGGGCCAUGAGGAAUCGGGUCCCGCUGGAGAUCUGUCGCACGACGAUCUCUCACACGAUUCUUACGAGCUUUUAGAACGCGAGCAUGAAUUCGAAUAUCCGGAAUCGUAUUCUAGUCCGCAUGACGAGCACGAACCAAUAUCCGAUCAGAGCGACGAGGGAAUCGAGCACGAGAUGUUCCAAAUGGACUCGGAAACCGAUUCCUUCGUCAAGCACAGAUCGUUAAAACCUUCGGAGAAACAACAAUACAGAUCCGCGUUCACUGAUCUCAAGAACUCUAAAACUAAGUCCAUCGAUCGGUACUCAGCUGUAUCCAAGGCGAACGACGAUUUUGUGAUCACCGAAUCUAGGAUACAACGAACGGGCACUCAGAUAGAACGCAAGUUUGAAACGAGACACGCCAAUUCCAUGGAACAACCGUCUAAGACGGCUAUUCCGCAUCAGGACUCCGCCAGAAAAGAUCCCGUGGUGAUGCAGGUGCAGAAGCAAAAAGUUUCUGUCCUGAAUGAGUUAAAGAAUUUAAAGCCAAAGUACAAGAUCACUCACGUAGACUCGGAGGUCUUGCGAGACGAGGGUAUUAUGCGUCCGAAAUCGCGAAUAGACGACGAUCUAAGCCCGGUUGACGGAAACAAAACGGUAGAUUAUAACGCGAAAGGUAAGACGACCAGGGCGCGCAGUAUCGCCAGCUUAGACGAUCAUCCGCGGUUGUACGUCGAGACGGGUAGUCUAGGUCGGGGGCAUAAGUCUAGAGAUAGGAAAUCGAGAGAUUCUGACGUCAAGGUCGAGAAAGUCUUGUCGAAGGAGCGUAGAAGCGUCGAGAGGGAGGAGCGAAAGCGGGAUUACUCGAGGCGAAUAGACAAGAGCGAUUCGCGAGAACGUCGUUCGGUGGAUCGGCUCGAUUCGCGCGAACGGAGAUCGGACAGUCACGGCCGUCGCAGUAUAGACCGGAUCGAUAUGCGCGAGCUACGUAGAAGCAUCGAGCGGCUCGACGUGCGCGAGAGGAGUUACGAGCAUCUAGACUCGAGAGAGAAGAGUGCCUUUUAUUACAAUGAUUUCUAUGAAUCGCGCGGUAAGAGCGUCGAUCGUUUAGACUCUCAAGGGCUGCGCAGCAGCAUGGAGCAUCUAAAGAGUCCCAAGGAGAGGAGCAAUCAUCGGCAUUCGGAGCGCCGGGAGAGGAGUAUCGAGCGGAUCGAUUCUCGGGAAGCGAGGAAGAACAGAGCCGCAUCUAUCGACUACGAUCGGCAUAUUUUAGAACGAUACGAUUCCGACAACAGAAGUCCGUUCGAGCGGUUGACUCCGAAAGAACAACGAAGGAUGAGCGUGGACAGACUCGAUUCUCAAAAGUUCGACUUCGAUCCGCGAGCGAUCGAACGUUUGAAAUUCUUGGAGCGCUAUGAACAAAGGGAACGAACUCAUGAGAGAAAGAUCGAAUCGAGGAGCGCCGAGCGUAAGAGCCUGGAGAAACUGGACUCGCGUGAGCGAAAAUACUUGGGACGUUUGGAGUCGCGGGAGGGAAGGAGUCUCGAGUGCCUGGACUUUGACAGCGUAGAACGUAGAAAGAAUAUCGAGAGAAUGGAGCAUAAGGAUCAGAAGAAGAGUAGAAGCAAGUCCGAGAAAGCCAAGUCGGAAGAGAAACCGCGGGAACGCGACGACUGGAGAAGUUUGGAGAAAGCGCGAAAGGAUGACGAGAGACGGGAGCGCGAACGACAGGCGAAAUUGUCUAUCGAAUCCCGUACAGAAACAGUUAUCGGCGUCCCGCACGAGAUGGAGAAUUUGAAAUCGAAAACCGUAUUCUCCGAGUACGAGCCGAAGGUUGUUGGCGGCGUUGUGCUGGGUUUCGAGGAGACCGCGUUGCCCGGACACGUGCCGGUGGAGCGUACGAAGAGCGAUCCGAAUCCGGCGCGGCAGAGACUGGGAUCCAACAGCAAGCGGCACAUACUGAUGCAUCAGAAAUCCAUAGAUCUGACACCAGCCGACUCCGGCGAUGAGGAACCGUUCUCGGACAGUGCGGCGAUGCAAAAAACCAAUGUCGAUAUCCCGUACACGUUGCACAAAAGGCACGUCAUGAACGGCACGGCGUCCGACGAAAAAUCCGAGUCGGAUAGCAGCAAAACUUCGAAGAAUGUCAAGAGUCUCGCCAAGGAUUUACCGAAGUUACCGCUAAAGAUGGUAACAGAUCUCCCGUACUUCGAUCUGACCAAGCUUUCUUCGAUAGACAAGGCCGGUAAUAAACUAUCUCCGGAUAAAUCGAAGAGCGGCGCGGUUACCGCCGCAAGACCGAAAUCGAUAUUAAGCCCUUCGGAUAAGCCGAGAAGUAUUCUGAGUCCAACAUCGAAACUCUCACCCACUGAUCUGAAGAGCAUCGUUUGCAGUUUGUCGCCUAUUAAGAAGAGCCCCUCGAAAACGAAGACCCAUUCUCCUGAGAAAUUUUCGCCAAAGGGCGGCUCGUUAGAUAGGAACAGAGCCGAAGUUAUCAUCGAGGAUUACACGUGCAAGAAGUCAUCGAGUUUGGACAAGAAACCUUCGAAAUUGUCGCCAGUGGAGCCGAAUGUCACCAUUAUCUCGGCCAUCGAAAAACGCUCGCCUAAAAAAUCGCCGACUGAUUCUAGCGUGACUAUCGUCUCUGUGAUACAGAAGAAGAAAUCUGUCGACGGAGCGCCCAGAAGUCCCACUAAUGUUGCGAAAACAGCGGACGCUAAAAUAAAAGCUGCCCUGAAUUUUGCCGAUAUCGUUGGCAUGGAAAUGAAGCAGAAUUUAGAACGCAAGGCAAAAAUAGAGAUAGAUAGUCUAAAAGCACCGGACGAUAGUUUAGAGAAGCAAGAUAGCAUUGAGACGAUACCAUUACCUGAAAUUCCUCCUAGCGGACAGGCUGAAGAGAGAACGAUAGGUGACCAAAUCAGAAACGUCGAACAGACGGUGAAGGAACGGGACCGUUCCCCGAAACGAGCCGUCGACGAGUUGUCGGACGAUGAUCAAAAGAGAGAGAACGUACAGUCUGUAAUAGCUCAAGUUCACAUACCGGCUACAAUGGAAAUCAAAUCAGAGAAACCACCGAUUCCGGAAAAACCAAAGACGUUAGAGAAGCCAAGUAUUCCCGAAAAAACGAAACGUAUUUUAGAGAGAAUAGAAUCGAAAUUUUCGGAAGUUAAUAAAAAUUCCGCCACAAGGAUAUCGAGGCCGAAGAUCAUUGAUACAGGAUUUGAUGAUUUCGUGGAUCCAGUCGCCGAUUUGCCUUUGGACGAAGUGCCUGUGAAACCUACUUUAGAAUUGGAUAGUCUUAAAGUUCCUGAGUUCGUUCCUUUCCUGCUGAGACCGCACGCGGAACCGAUAAGAUCGAAGUCUUUAUCGCUGGCGGAAGAGAAGGCUCCGAUCGAUACCUUGCUCUCACCGGAAGUCGAGAAUAAACACUUCGUGCAAGAUGUCUCUCCGAAGAGGGUGAAGAAGGUGAAGUCCGAGCCGAAAAAAGAUUUCAAAAAACAAUCAAAAUCAUUAGAGGGCGACAAACCACCGUUAAAAAAGAGCGCAUCGAAGGAGUCACGUUCGCCAUCGGCGAGUACAAAAAUUGACAAAUCCAAAUUAAAGCUCGGCGAGAUGCCACAGGAGAUCAUAAUAAUAGAUUCGACUGAUGUGGCGCCGGAAAUAAGCAUUGUACAGAAGGGCAGAUCGAAAUCUGUAACCAGAUUGCCCGACAAACCGUUUUCAACGUCGAAGGAUGAGAAGGAAGAAAUGAAGAGUACUCGCGCGAAAUCCGCAUCCGUCGACGACGAGCUAAUUAAAGGCGCGAUAAAGUCCGAGAAGUCAAGACCGAAGUCGUUGGGAAUCUCGAAAAGCUUGGGAAGUACGGAGAAGAAAGAUUCAGUAGAGAAAAUCUCACCGAAAAGACUCAAAGCUGCCGCCAAAGCAGCCGUCGAAGGCAAAUCUGCUGCGGCUAAGGACGCAGCGUCGAAACAGGACUCGAAAACGGUACGCGGAAAAGUGGCCUUGAAAGUGGAGGCGACUAGUGAUGAAACUGCUGCUGAAUCGAAGCAGCCUAAACAGGAAAAGGAAAAGCCGUGUGUUAAACCUGACGUGGUGAUUGAUCAGCCAGUGGAUACUAAACGAGCCGUAACAGUCGACGAGUCCAAGGGAGCAGUCAAGGAAUCAGGCAAAGAGUCAGGUAAAGAGCCAGGCAAGGAACCAACGAAGGACAGCGUAAAGAAAACGGCACUUGCUCAGGAUUUAACCGAAUCUCCCUUGGUCUUACGUAAACCGGGACAGACGCCGAUACUGUUCGCUCGCGCGCGUCUUGGUCUUUCAGAAGGUAGCGGAAUUGGCGCUCUUCAGCGUCAAGGUGCGACGCAGUCGCCUACUGCUCAGCGGCGCGCGAAAUCUCUGGACGCCGCGGUGAUCUCCGUGCACAGACUACCACCGGCGAAUGCGUUCUCCAGCAAGGAUGACACAGUGGACGUGUCGGAGACAUUGGAGGAUCAAGAGAACGCCGCCGAAGAAGCUGCUCAAGGCGCGAGCACGGUAUCGAAGGUGCUUUCGAUUCAGAUGGAGGCCUCCCCGAAUCACAAAUCCGACAGUACCGAUCACACGACCAUACCGGAGAUAUGCACGGAUUCUCUGUCCGUUACCGAAACCUCGGGACAGUAUCUAGAGUCGCCGCUGACAGAAUGUAACGAGAUUGUCCCUGGCGCCGAUUCGAUAGCCUACGAACAGGGACAAGAGAAUGGCCGAAUUCCGUUUGUGAGUUCCAUUAACGAAACGCAAACGCCGAAAGUCACGGAGAGCGCUAAAAUAGAAGAAACGACAAAAUUCAUUGAUCAAAGUUCUACAGAUUCCGGUGCUGAGCAGGAAGUUUCUAAGGAGAGUUUCGAUGCGAACGCUGGUACGUCAAGAGAUGCUCAGUUGGAUCAAGAUCAAUCGGCAGUCUCUACGAUUUUCGUGAAGAGCGCUAGCACAGAAGUCGUCUGUAAACAGAAACAGACAGAAUCGCCGAGCGAAGUUUCCGAUAGCGAAACUGCAUCAACGAAAUCUCCUUCUCGCCCACAUGAUUUUCGUGUCGAUGGUUCGAGAAGUCCGUCUGAGAGAGAUGAUGUGCCUGACGUAACCAUAAGCGCGGCUCGAGAGAAUGACAUGUUCUUCUUGCAUUGUUACGAUCAGGACGAUCCUCCAGAUAUGGUCAAGUCGCCGAUACAAAUAUCCAUCGAAGAAUGUUCCGACGACGACGUGAAUCCGGAGGAGGAAGAGGAAGAGAUAGCGGAAGUGCGAGUGGAAAUCGACGAGCGAGACGAAGAGGAAAGCCACAAGCGGCUGGAUUCCCUCGAUACGAGCGAGGAUACUCUCGACGCGCUCGAUACGCAAGUACAGACGCGAGGCGUGGACAGCGAAUUAAGUUCACCGGACUACGGUGUCGAUAAGAUGGACGAGAAGACGUUGGUCGAAGUCGAGUUGACGCCGGAAUAUCUAGAGAUGAAAAGAGAAGAUGAAGAAACGGCGGAAGAAUUGCCGGAAGAUGAACCGGCCAGAGAGGCUGCGGAAAUCGCGGACAGCAAUCGUCUCUCCAUCGAUAGGAAACUUAGACUAAGCACCGAACGCUCGAGAAGUGAGGAAACCAACACCUGGACACCGGACAGAGAAGACCCGGACUCCAGUUCGUGUUCCAUCGCCCGGCCGCUAGGGAUCGGCCAGAUACAACCCAUAAUAGACCGUCGGGAGAUCGCCAUGAUGGAAGGCGCCCGAGACAGCGGUUCUAUGGACGACGACAACAGCAGUGGCUCGCAACAUCCUCCGAAGCAGGAAAUGAGCGUCACGUGGAAAUCAUUCCCACAAGGAAGCUCCGGUAGUUCUAGUCUCGAGGACGGUUGGGUGCCUCAGGACGAGAACAACGUGCAGCGUGAAUCGCAGUCUGAAGACAGCAACGGUCAGAACGAAGACAGUUACCAAGAGGACUUAGCGGACUUUCCUGGCACCUUUAUCAUUGGUCCCGAAAUAUUAGCUAACUACGGCGCAUUUUCGCUUUCGCGCACGUUGUCGAGAAUAUCCGAACGAUCGACAACGUCGGAACAAGACAGAAGCGACUUGGAGGAUUCGUUUAAGCCCAGCUCAAGGUCACCGAGCCUCGACGACGAGUCUUUGAUGUCGAGCGAUCAUCAGCCGUCUCUAUCAUCGGAUCCUCCGUCCGGUACGGCGUUACCAUCCGUUUCCGACGAUCGCAGGACCUCUUCCGAGCUACCAGACAUCCCCAUCGACGUGGUCGGCGCGCACGAAGAUGACACGAAGUCGCCGCGAACGACCAGGCGUUCGCGAUUGCAAUUGCAAAGUUCCGAGGACUGGCCGUCGCCGCCCAGUUCACCCGUUUUUGAAACACCGAUAGUGAGUCACGUGGAAACAUUCUACAUGGAAAUUAAACCGGAGGAAGCCGUCAAGGUGACCGUUACGGACAGCACGGACACGCCCGUCCAUGCGGACCAAAACAGCGACUCCAGCGACGAGAACAGGACGCUGCACGACGAUCUGCAUUCGACCCUUUUGGAGGACGGGCAAAGCUCGACGUCCGCAACGACGGCCGACGGCACGGUCAAGAUCGCAGUAAAACCGAAGUCGAAUUCGUACAUAACCGGCUCGUCACACAGUGAAGACACGUCGAUGGGCCUGUCUAUGUCCGAGUGGUCCAGCUCGAAUAACACCGUGCGCCAGUUUUGCCAGUACUCCGGCACAAAGUCUGACGAUAAUUCGCUGGCGGAGCUUGGCGCCUCAAUCUCGGACUGGUCGGGUAGUACGACGGUGAUACCGCAACAGUACUACGCCACGACGGCUGCGGACAAGAGUCAGAGCGACACCACGACGUCCGAGAGGAGCGCGACCAGCAUGAGACCGAACUCCAAGUGCCAGUCAGCUGACACUUCUUCCCUUCCGUCUCCGCCGUCCCCGUCUUCGCUGCCGUUACCCAUGUCGCCACCACUGCCUUCUCCGCCCGCGACAGCUACCGCCUUGUUUCUUCACGAGGACGAAGCCGCCGGUUCCGCGAUCGAACAGCACGAGACUUUGCAGACCGAGACGCCCGUCAAGGAUGACGACGACCUACGUCAAUCUCGAACGCAGGAUGACGAGUUCGAUGAGGCGCGGCGAUUUAUCGAGAACCAGUUUGACGAGCACCAUCGCCUACGCCGAUACGACGACGAGCAGCAAGGGGCUUAUCCCCAGGAAUUCACCGAAAUCUCGCCGCCUCGUAUCACUCUUCGAAACGAGUACGACGAGGCCAUCGACGACGACGACUUCCAAAUGGUCCCGGAUGAGGAUACACUCUGCGUUGACGACACGGCGUUGCCGAUCCCCGAGGAGGACGAGGAGGAUCAGUUGUACGAUAACGUGCCCGCAAUGAAGUAUUCCAGUAGCGACAAAGUGCGGAUGGAGGUUCGCCGCGGGGACAGUUCAGAAGAUAUGCACGAGAAGUACGCCGAUCUAACCCUACAAGCGCGAGUAGCGGACGACGAUUGGUUGUCCGAGGAACGAAGAGACGUCCCGGAACGGGAGAAACCGUCGACGAGGUCGCCGAGCAAGUUUGAUCGCGGCUUCUCGGAGCCGAGUCCGCACGAGGCGGGCAGACAUCAGGGCACGCGGUCCACCGUGCGGCCCGUAAUGGUGCCGAUCCGAGCGAAGUCGACCCCGUACUACUCCACGACGAGUCUGAGCGGCGAGUCGACCACGUCGAGCCCGCCUAUGCCGAUCAGAACGCAGAUCAGAACAAAGACGAUGCCUUCCUCGUCCAACCGCAGCCCGCAGAGCGAGGGCGACACGUCCUCGAGCAUGGACAGCCCGGCGCACACGCCCGAUCGGGGUCAGCGGGCCUUCCGCCGGAAGCGACAGCAGAACGCCAAGAGGCGACACCGCGUGGUAGUCGAUCUCGAGGUCAAGGACGGCCACAUAGUGUCUAGCACCGAUUCCAGCUUCGACGUGGCGAACAUUCCGCCGCCGCUGCUGAUGGAGGGCCAGAGUCUGGACGUGGAGGACGACGAGGACGACGAGAUGUCCGAGACGAAGGACGAGCGUCGGCGGCAGCAGCGUUGACGCAGCGUCGACGAGUGACGCUAAGUAUAGAAUUGAACGCGAUCGAUUGCGCUCACCCGGGCUCAAACUAGCAGGAUUUGCAAAGUUCGUGUGGAAUUGAACGCACCUUAGAAUUGACAGACUUCGUAGUCGUGCGUUGGCACUCUUGACUAUCACGCAAACCAAGAUCAAAUGAGAAACGGAUCUCGCGAAUGAAUCAACGACUUAGCCUAGCCUUCCGCGAUCUUGAUGACGACGAUUCAACGACCACGACUUGCCCGGCAAUAUAUCGCGCCGAGUGGCAAUCGUGAAUCGGGAGUUAUACGGGUAUGAACGACGACGAGGGUACCAACGGCGACGAAAACUGGACAGACGAGACAAAGAGGACGUCCGUCGUUCCGGGCUGGAACGCCCGAGGCUGAAUGAUCAAAAGCUGCGCAAAGAAUGUAGCAUAAUUAUCGUUAAGGAUACAGAUACGGUUUGUUACGCGUUUUAGAGACCCGGUUUACUUUGAUAUUACGAUAGAACCCCUCUGGUCCCCAUCCCCUCGUAGAGAUGAAUAUAUUUUAGCGAGUAAUAUUCAUGCAUAACACACGGGAAGCGAGGAGUAUCUUAACUUAUCGCGAUCGACGUGCCCGCGCGCGACUCGGAGAACGACAACCAUUACGCGCGACACGUUGUAUCCUAAUAAUUAAUAAUGUUAAUAAGGCAUAGAGAUCGAAGAAGCGACGUAGGAUUUUCGAAGAUAAUUGUGACUCAAGGAAGAGCCGCGUCAUCGCGAUUAUCAUUUUUAACCCUUUAAUCAGCCCGUACCCUCGUUUCGUUUCUCGCACGAAAUACAUACCUUCAACAUUGCUAAGGGAAAUUGUGCGAGUAUUUUGAACGAAUAACGUAACAUUCUUUUCUCCUACAAAAUUCAACGUAGCUUUGUUAUACAAUUAUAACUAGCACGGCAACGUAAUAAUCGUGCAACACGGUACAACAACGUUAAAGGGUUAAAAUAGCGCUAAAUCACGGCGUCGCAAAUGUACGACGUUUUACACGGUCGCGCAACCUUGAAUUCAUCCAGGAUCCAGGACAAUCAAUCGCGAGCGGCGGGUCGCUCAAGAUGGCGAUCCCCUCGAGAGGGAAACGAGGGAAACGAAACGCGGAAUUACGUAAGGUCGUUCGGGGCCGAUUGUUUCCAUUGUUCGAAUUGAAUUCCGAACAGCAACGACAACGCGGAUCCCUAUAUGGGCUAUAUGAUUUCGCCGCGGUUUGCUUCGCGCACGCGAAUUAGAAAGGAGGAGUAAAAGUUGCUCAACGUAGAUACGUAAAACGUGGUGCACCGCGCUUCUAAUGACAGGUGCAUCCCCUGAUAUAUCUUCCGCGUAUGGAAUUACCCUCGACGAAGGAGAGGAGCACCUGUUACUCGUUAAUAGACGUUGGCUCUAUGGACCAACCGAGUAGUAGUCGCUAAGCUCUCUGAUUUUAAGUGGGAACCUUAAGCGUCGUCUAAUCAUUAAUCCGCGAGACUUAUUCGCCUAGCGACAAACACAUCCGCGAGAUCAGGCCGGGAGAUCUAUGCCCCGCAUUAAGAUUGUUACUGGGCGACUUGUUAUUUACCGCCGAUACUUAUUGCGAGAGGAAGAUCGCAGGUAGAAACGCGUUUCGGCUGUUUUCGGAGGAGUUUGAUUCUUCCUGUUUUUCUUUCUCUUCUUUUCCUUCGCUCGUUCAGUAAAAUUUCUAUUUGAAGCUAAUACGACUGGUACACGUGUAUACUUUUAUCGCUCGCAAUUAUUCGUUACCCGUAGAUCGGUGGUUUUGAGAACGAAACAGAGAAAGAGAGAGAGAGAGAGAAAGAUCGGCUUUAUAGCGGGCAAAUUCACGGGAGAAGGAGGCUGCCUCCCGAUGAAAGAAACGUGCGGUUUGAAAAACUUUAGGAAGGAGUCCGACUCGAGCGAAGCAAUAGAAAGUCCCAUUUGGAUUUCUCAUUGGCUUGUAUUGUGCCUAGUUUUUUAUACCAUGUUCGUCGUGUGCGCAAUUUAGUACGAAGCGAACAAAUUCGACGCGUUUUAUGCGCGCACGUGCGCGUGCGUAUUUUUAAAUAGGUAAAAUUUACGUAAGCGUACCGAGUUGUACGAUUGAGAGAACGAGUAACGCCUGUUACCGAGUGCACACGAUGUGUUUCCGGGAUAACGAUUUCACAGUUGCAAAUUUACAAUUGAGCGCGGCAUCGUCAGAAGCGCGACUUUGCUUAUUUUUCUCGGGUCGAUGUAAGAAAUCCUCGAAUCGCGGUUGCUGCCGUCUUAACUUUACGUAGUAAAGUUGUCGACGCCCUUGUUUGCUGUUUAGUACUUUCAUAUAUUCUAUAUUUUAAUUUAGAUCUUUAUAGUUUAAUUUAAAUCUCUAUAUUUUAUACAAGUUAGUUUUUAUAUCGAAUACAAUUUCUCUUGCGUUUCAUAGGUGCAUAUUUAUUAAACGAAAUAUCGAGUUACGAAUCUUUAAAAUGUUAGGUGCAAUACUUACAGAGGUGUCACAUCUUAAAGAUGAAAAUAGGUAAAAAUAGAUCAAAUGGAACAGCAGGAUUGAUACUUAAUUAAUACGGAACUAAUUAGCUUUCCCGUUAUAGAGCGCGAUUAUUUAAAUGGCUAGAACAUUAGUUUAAUUUCAAAGGCUUGUUAAAGUAUACCUGGAAAGAAGUAUCUUUGGAUAGAUUCCCGGUAAAUGCAAUUAAUUGCAGCAAUAAUUCGUCAAUAAUUCGGGAAUCGCAGCAUUCCUAAUAACGAGGCGAGAUCGUUAUCUGUAUUGUCGGUAUAUCGGGGAUUCUCGCAAUACAUAUCGUCGUUAUUAUACACGGAUACAUUAAAAUCGUUACUCGAUGAUCGUGUAUUACGACGAGAGGGAUACACAGCGGGAAAGAUACGCGUGACGCAAAGAGAUGACUGCUGAGUGCCGAUAAACGAUGGCAUGCCGUUAUCUUGUUUGACGAAACUCUCUCAGUUUUGAUAUCCGCGCACGUUCCGAGCCAUAAGCUUAAAUUCGAACGAAAGAUUUACUUCAAGGAUUACGUAAGGGUCAUCAUACCGUUGGAUUUUCUGAUUACACCCUGUACAUGCCGUAGUUCGAGCUAGGAAUGACAGUUAUCCCGGGAUUGCCCGAAGCGAGAACCGUCGGAAUGGCUGUUGCCGAAUCAUCCGAAUAGGUCGCGGUUCCGGCAAUUCCAGGAUGGUCCUGAUUUUGGAGCGGCACACAGAAAUAUGUAAUGGACGGCUUAUCUGACCGCGAACGAGAAAAGUAGAUCUCCGGGAAGAUUUGUCUGUAAAUAUAUCUCUAUUUGGAAAAGAGCUUCCCGCGAUUCACCUUCGAGAGUCGUGAUCCGAAGAUCGAAGAUUCUUUUUUUCCCCCGUUAUCUGUGCCCAAAUGAUUCACAACGGCACAUCUUUUUCUUUGUCUGGUUUUCUCGAUCUUACAGCGAUAUCCAGAUGAAUUUAUUUAAAAUUCACUUGAAACGCAUCGGCGUAUGUAAAUUAAUGAAGCAGACAGAACCUUCGACGCGAACAUUAGGACGCUAACUUGAAACUCGCAUCGAUAAUUUAACGAUUAUGGUCGUUAUAUGAAUGUGCAAGGUAGAAUUUUGAGCACCUUUUUUGAUAAAUUUACCGAAGUCAUAAGAAGCAGAAUUUUUGAGAAGUCACGACGCAGAAGUCACGAACGACGAACGGUUAACAUACGAGUCAUCUCUUCGAAAUAUACUCGGUGCAGAGGUCAUACUCGCCACAUUGGUCUAGUUACGUUAAUGUCUAUAGUAGCACGGCCUGGGCGAUUAGUCGAACAAAACCCUUUGAUGCGUGAUUAGUAUCACUUGAUUAGUAUCACAUGUCCCCAUUUGUGUAUGAGUAUCUCUACUCGACGGCGAAUUCGAUCGGGAACGCACGAAUGCUAUCAAACCGCAGGAAACACGGCGCAAGUUUGCCGUUUCAUUACGAAAAGGAAACAAUGUAACGUCACUUUUCCAUCAGUUCAGUUUACUCGAUCAGAAGCACUGUCUUUCUCUUUCUCUCUCUCUUCGCAACCUUUUCCAUUUAUUUGCGGUUUACUCCAUCGAAUUCGCCACGAGACUCAUGAUUUUGGUACGUCCUUUCCGUCUCUUGACUCCUGCAUCUGUGCAUCGUCAGAUUCGGUCCUGUUAUCAUGUGAUAUCGCACUUAGAGCGAUAUUCAUAAUCUGAUCUUAAUUAAAGAUCGUCUUAAGUAUUUUAAGAUAGUAUACGGUCGUUCCAUUGGCUGAAUGGAAUCUUCAGACUGUCUAAGACCAGACUUAAGACGAUCUUAAAUAUAAAAUCGGACUAUAAAUAUCAUCCCCUAGAGAUCCUCUAAUCAGAGUCUGAACUUAAGAGCUACUAUUUACAAUUGUUAUUUCUCUGUCAUGUUUCUUCAACUCGCAUUUUCGACUUUUAAAAUUCCUAUUUUUGUUAAACAUAACGAAUAAGUUCAUAUUUCAAAAAGGUUUUAUUAAGAUUUAAUUUCUCUUAAUGCUAUAAAACGAUAUAGUGUCUUUAUAAUAAUGCUUGCACACGUAUAAAAAAAAUGAAUAAAAAAAGAAAAAUUUUUCCAAUAAAUUCCAUGUAUAAAUGAUACAUAAUUUCAUACAAAUUAUAAUUUUAUCAUAAUAAAGCUAAUUAAUAUCUAGUACGAAUUUACAAUCAAAUUUUAUAUUCAAGCAAGUGAUCAGUUGCAGUUUAUGAGAUACCUUUAUAGUGUAAUCUAUAUAACUGUACAAUUUAAUCCACAUGUCAAAUUAUCAAUUUAUUUAGAUUUA
Temnothorax curvispinosus is the source of this 15491-nucleotide messenger RNA. Its product is annotated as FERM, ARHGEF and pleckstrin domain-containing protein 1-like. The transcript is spliced from 11 exons. Lineage: Eukaryota; Metazoa; Arthropoda; Insecta; Hymenoptera; Formicidae. Gene Ontology annotation, cellular component: cytoskeleton. Bases 831 to 10712 code for a protein of 3293 amino acids. The record is from RefSeq and is a predicted model, not a curated record. Gene Ontology annotation, molecular function: guanyl-nucleotide exchange factor activity; cytoskeletal protein binding.